Molecule: messenger RNA, 1812 nt
Organism: Trypanosoma rangeli
Lineage: Eukaryota; Euglenozoa; Kinetoplastea; Trypanosomatida; Trypanosomatidae
Exons: 1
Coding region: 1-1812 (603 amino acids)
Source: RefSeq, a predicted model, not a curated record
AUGACGCGCCACGUAUUCAUGCAGUUGCUACUGCUCGUGGCUGUGUGGACUCUUUACUGCUGGACGGGGGUACUGGCUGUCGGUGAUGAAAUAGUGUGGCUCUGGAAAAAGCCCCCCGCAUACUGGCAUGAGAAGAAAAGUGAAUUUGAUAUGAUCCUUGAGGAAACGUCUCAUGGUGCAAUGGAUUUGAAAAGACCAUUACAUUGGUCGGAAUUUCUCGUUCGUGAGGACAACAUCACGUUUCAGGGAAAUGUGCAGUGUGGAGGUGGAUAUUGCCCUGCUGAAGCCCCUAUUUGCUGUGGAGAGGCCCCACACUUCUACUGUGCGCCUGGUGGGACUAAAUGUUGCUUUGCACCUUAUGGUAAGGUGGCGGCAUGUGAACAGAGUGCUGAGUGCUGUAUUUCGGGAACGAAUGCGACGUGUUGUACGCAAGGCACAACAUGUCGCAGAGAUGUGAACGGGCCAACAUGUGCUAGAGAAACUUGCACCAAGUAUCAAACAUCGGAUGAUUGUAUACACAAUACGACAGGAUGCGCAUGGUGUUGCGCGGAGCGGCGCUGUAUUAAUAACAGCCAAACGUGUUCAACGGGAAACCGCCCUAUUGGACUGGGCGAAACGUGUUCUCCCUGUCAGUAUGCAGAUACGUGUACUCUCUGUCUCACGUAUAACAUUUCAAUAAAUGCGUCGGAUGCGUGUUCAUGGUGCUGUGCGACGCAGUCAUGCAUACCCAUCAGUGAAAAUAUGGAGUGCGGUAACGAUCAGCAUGUCCAAGAGUUAGGUCUAUGCCCCGUGUGUCAGGCUAAUGGAGCUGGAAUAAACCCUGAGUUUGUGGGAACGAUGACACAGUUUUUCGGGAUGAUCUCGGGUGUUGUUCUCGUCGUGGGCAUCAUGUCAUGUAUUGGUGUCUCCCGAGCCUGUAUAUACUUUCGUGGGAGUAUGUUGAUGAGCAAUGGAAUGCGUGUGUCUGACGUCGAUGCUCAAAUGGCAGUCCGGCGCCAUGGGUUUGGCUCCAGGGAAACUGCAUCCAUGCAAGAACGCGUGAAGGGCAGUUUAAACCGUUUCUUUGGCGCGGUAUUAUCAUUGUUCAGGUCAAAGUCCAAAACUGAAAAUCCAACGGGGGCGGCACAGGUAUCACCUUCUUUGGGCAGUGUGGUGUCCUGCACCGCGUGCCAUCGCAUUCAACAUGUACGCAGACUUGCUUCCGUUGCCAACACCAUGAAAGGUAUCAAAAGGAUUCAAGAAGGAACUGGAAGCAAUCCAAACGAUGAUGUCCAUCCAGUGGAUGACGAUAUUGUCAUUCUGUUGCCAUGCUGUCAUGCAUUUUGUCGUCCGUGCGUUGGAUUGAUACCCACAACGAAGCCUUCGGCGGUGCGACCCAAUGAAUGCGCCACCGAGGCCCAGCCAAACUGUAAUGACGAGAUACGGGAAGAUUACAUUCGUGUGUAUCCGUCAACAGAAGAGGACAUGACUGACUCUCAAGUACGAGAGCCAUCAGCUCCGGAUGUGCGACACGCUUCGCAUGAGGAGCAGCAAGUAUUGUUGUCGGUUUUGGGGAGAAGAGGCGGAAAUGAAGGUGACACCGAUAUUGCAAAUACAUCCUCCACAACAGGACAACCACAGCGCGAAAUUCGGAAUUGGAGGGAGGGGUUGCUGCACUCAUGGCGAAGACUAAGUCUUUGGAGGGUUCGCACUGCAUCACGGGAAGAUAAAUUGACGGGGAAUACCGUGCUAAAGAACAUAAGAUACAAGUGCCCCAAAUGCAAACAAGAGGUAAAGGAUGUGCUUCUCCCCGAAAAUAUUCUGAAGUUGUAG